AUGAAGAAUGACACUGAAGUUAAUGCAUUUGUACUCAAGGGAUUCACAGACAGCAAUGACCUGCAAAUGAUUCUCUUUUUCCUGUUUCUAGCAGUUUACCUCUUUACUCUCCUAGGAAAUUUAGGACUGACUGGAUUGGUCAUCUUGGAUUCCCGGCUCCACAAUCCCAUGUACUAUUUUCUGAGUGUGUUGUCUUCUGUGGAUGCCUGCUAUUCUACAGAUAUUACCCCUAAUAUGUUAGCAAAUUUUAUAUCAAAAAGUAAAAUAAUUUCAUAUUAUGGAUGUGCAACACAAUCAUUUCUUGCUGUUACUUUUGGAACCACAGAAUGCUUUCUCUUAGCUGCAAUGGCUUAUGAUCGCUAUGUGGCCAUCUACAACCCACUUCUGUAUUCAGUGAGCAUGUCACCCAGGGUCUAUGUGCCACUCAUCAUGGCUUCCUGUGUUGGAGGAAUUCUUCAUGCCAUUUUACAUACAGUGGCCACUUUUAGCCUGUCCUUCUGUGGAUCCAAUGUAAUCAGACACAUAUUCUGUGACAUCCCUCUUCUACUUGCCAUUUCUUGUUCUGACACUCACAUAAAUGAGCUUCUGCUCUUCCUCUUUGUGAGCUCCAUUGAGAUAGUCACCAUCCUGAUUGUCCUGAUCUCCUAUGGCUUCAUCCUGUUGGCCAUUCUGAAGAUGCAUUCUGCUGAAGGGAGGAAGAAAGUGUUCUCCACCUGUGGCUCCCACUUGACUGGAGUAUCCAUUUAUCAUGGGACCAUCCUCUUCAUGUAUGUGAGACCAAGUUCCAGCUAUGCUCUGGAACAUGACAUGAUAGUGUCAAUAUUUUACACCAUCAUGAUUCCCAUGCUGAAUCCCAUCAUCUAUAGUUUGAGAAGAGGCAAUGAAAAGACUUUUGGGGGAAAAUGUGUGUAUGGAUAA
Marmota flaviventris (yellow-bellied marmot) is the source of this 918-nucleotide messenger RNA. Its product is annotated as olfactory receptor 5T18-like. Gene Ontology annotation, molecular function: olfactory receptor activity; G protein-coupled receptor activity. The record is from RefSeq and is a predicted model, not a curated record. Gene Ontology annotation, cellular component: membrane. Gene Ontology annotation, biological process: G protein-coupled receptor signaling pathway. NCBI's taxonomy places the organism in Eukaryota, Metazoa, Chordata, Mammalia, Rodentia, Sciuridae.